AAGGCUUAGUCAAUUCUAAUCACUACUGCCUUACAUUUUCGACUUUUCUAAGACUGAGAAACUGCAAAUAGAAGAAAAGAUAUAUUUUCAGCAUCAACUAUGCCCACAUUACCAGAUUUUGUGUUUUUAGUGCUCAUUUACUUUGCAGGUUCAGCAUAUUGUCAAUUUGGCUAUUCAACGGCGGAACAAAAACGAUGGGCAGUAGACUUUCCGCAGUGUGGUGGAUCAUCGCAGUCUCCAAUAGAAAUAUAUACAGGAAGUGUCAUACCAGCAUUCAUUCCACGCUUAAAACUAUAUGGAUAUGAUUGGCCGUUGCCGUUUCCAGUAAUUUUGAAAAAUGACGGUAAAACAGCGGAUGUAUCUUCACUAAAUACAGAUGUCACCAGAUAUCCACAUCUAGCAUUUCUGAAUUCCCUUUAUCGGUUUGUGGGAUUUCAUUUCCAUUGGGGUAAAAAUCAAAAAGGUUCAGAACAUGUAGUAAACGGCAAAAGCUACCCCGUGGAACUGCAUAUCGUGCACAGAAACGUAAAAUACAGUGAAUCCCAAGCGCUCAAUUUUCAGGAUGGGCUACUUGUGUUAGGGAUUUUCUUUGAGGUUUCUUCUGUUGACAACCCAAAUUUGUACUCAGUGACCAAUUAUCUACGUUACAUCCGUGCCGAAAACGCAACAACAACCAUUAGUACACACUGUUCCUUAGGCGGUCUUCUGGGGUCUCUCAAUAUCAAUAAAUUUUACACCUAUCAAGGUUCACUAACAACACCACCGUGCAGCGAGACCGUCACUUGGAUAGUAUUCGCUAAUAUUCUGAAUAUCUCUCAUCGGCAACUAAAUGAAUUUCGUCAAUUAAUUGGAACAGAUGGCAAAAUAAUUCGGAACUACCGUCAUCUCCAACCACUGAAUGGACGUCCUGUCUAUGUUCGAUCCGGUUCUAAAUGGCGCGGAUAGGAGAGAUGCGUCCAUCAAUGGAAAUAUCCAAAUGGUUACUGAAUAUUUUAGAUAUCUUGAGCUAUUUAUAGAACACAUGUGCCUUCUCUUGGAUAAAUUAAAAUAUGUAGUUUAUACUUCAAUAAACCAAAUCAACACAUAGAAUAUUCCUUGUAUAUGACUUGAUUGGAAUGCUUCCAAAAAUUCAAUUGAUGAAGAUUGUUGACCGCUUACAAUUAAAGCCUGCCUAGAACAAAC
Molecule: messenger RNA, 1182 nt
Organism: Hermetia illucens (black soldier fly)
Lineage: Eukaryota; Metazoa; Arthropoda; Insecta; Diptera; Stratiomyidae
Product: carbonic anhydrase 2-like
Exons: 6
Coding region: 100-945 (281 amino acids)
Cellular component (GO): cytoplasm
Molecular function (GO): carbonate dehydratase activity; zinc ion binding
Source: RefSeq, a predicted model, not a curated record